Molecule: messenger RNA, 915 nt
Organism: Cylindrotheca closterium
Lineage: Eukaryota; Bacillariophyta; Bacillariophyceae; Bacillariales; Bacillariaceae
Source: the annotation of a GenBank genome assembly
AUGGCAGCAAGAAAAUCAUGCACCCAUCUCACGUGGUCCGAAGCAAAGGCAAAAUCCGGUGAAGGGAACGGCAAAGGAGGAAAGAAAACUGUUGCAAAAAAUGUUUCCCAUGGCAAGAUUCUUGCAGACAAGAUCAUCAUGAAACAGCAACCAUCUAAACAAAAUAAGAUUUCUGAUCGUCAAGCCGCAAGAAAAGCUCGUAAGGAAGAGGAGAGGGCCAAAAAGAUUGAAGAAAAGCGAAGAGAAGAAAAAGAACAACAACUACUACAAGCUGUUGUAAAACCUCACCACCAAUCAUUAGAGAGGAUGAGGAUGACAGCAUCAGCAUUGAGCAAAAAGAUUCAGCAAGAAAAACCAAAAGAGGCAAGAGAAGAAUUCAAUUACAACGAAAUUGAUAUUCUCAAGACAAUUGCUGACUGCAAGCAAAGUCAGCUAGACGAGAUUUUGGCACUGGAGGCCAUGUGCACCAAUGAUGAGUUUCGUAUUUCGGAAGGCUGCGAAUUGGAGAAUCUCCGAAACAAGAUGGAAGCACUUGAUGAGACAGAUGAAACAUCUCUAAGAUCAAUCGCUCGACAUCCUCCGAUAUCAUUCACGUUACAGAUGACUGUUGAAGACGAAGCACCGUAUGAUUUGGCAGCUCAUGUGCUAAUGAGCUUGGAGUUUCCAAACUUAUACCCUUUGGAUGGCGCAAAGCCACGCUUUAAGGUUUUAUAUUUCAUGAUCACAGAUAAGACAGCAGUGUGCAAUGCAAAUAAGCCUCUCGAAUCCUUAGGAUUCUUGGAUGAAUCAAAUCUGAUCGAUUGCAUUGAAAGUGAGGUCGAAACACUAUUACCCUACCCCUGUGUCUACGAGAUCACCUCAACUUGGCUACCCGAUAACCUUUUUUCGAAGUUCAUUACAAUGAAAACAGUUUGA